Molecule: messenger RNA, 1566 nt
Organism: Bipolaris oryzae ATCC 44560
Lineage: Eukaryota; Fungi; Ascomycota; Dothideomycetes; Pleosporales; Pleosporaceae
Exons: 4
Coding region: 1-1566 (521 amino acids)
Biological process (GO): copper ion import; intracellular iron ion homeostasis; iron ion transport
Cellular component (GO): plasma membrane
Molecular function (GO): ferric-chelate reductase activity
Source: RefSeq, a predicted model, not a curated record
AUGCAGGCCCCAUAUAUCUAUGCAACCGCAUACAUAUGUCUUCUCGGUCUUGUCGUUAUUUGGCGACUUUUCCGAUUUCUAACAGCCCGAGCACGUGACCAUGUCUUUUCUAUUCUCUCUAAAUGGCUUCUAUACACAGUCAUACUAGCAAGAGUUAAUAGUAGUUCAGACAUCACAAUCAUUGCGGGUAUUGUAGUCAUUUGUAUGCUGGUCGGAAACAUCGCUAGCGCACUUAUUGCUGUAGCGUCUCAAGCCGACUUCUCUGCGCGCCUUGCUCGGCUAUGCAUAACGAAUCUCGUUAUUCUUUUUCUUGGUGGAAGAACGAACUUCGUCGCUGAUAGAAUUCUUAAGUUAUCACACAAUCAGUAUUACCUUGUCCAUCGUUGGGUGGGACGUAUUUGCGUUCUAGAAGGCCUAAUACAUGGGGUCCUGAGCGUUUUGCAGCGUCGGAAGCCAUUGCGUGCAAUUGAUAUCACAUUAAUCUCACUUACUGGGACGAUUGCAGUGUGCUCCUUCGUUUACAUUCGGCGCAGGGUAUAUGAGUUGUUCCUCCAACUACAUACAAUAGCAUCAGUAGCUCUCCUCAUCUUCCUCUGGCUACAUCUGACUAGGCCCAGUCCAUACGUGGUUGCUUGCAUCUCUAGUGCAGCGUCUUUUUUUGUGCUCCAAAAGGUAUUGUGGGUAAUUCACUGCAUCUACCGAAAUGCUGGGUCAGGGCCCCGUUGCCAGGCUUCGAUUACUCGCUUUCAAUCAAAUGGAAAUCAAAACGAAGAGGUCUUUCAGGUUCGAGUCGAUGUAAGACGACCCUGGCAUGUCAUCCCAGGGCAAUUUAUAUAUCUGUCUUUGCCACACUCUCGUGGUCUUGGUUUGGGCUUGCUUGAGUUCCAUCCAUUUAUGGUUGCAUGGGCGUUCCACGAUGAAAAGAACCAGUUGGGAUCGGUAGUACUUAUUAUUCAACGUCGUCAGGGUUUUACGCGCAAGCUAGGGUUUACCAGUACCACUACACCUGCAAUUAUCGAUGGUCCGUACGGAGGCGUGGAUUGUAAGGAGCUAGCCCGCUACGAUAAGGUACUUCUCAUGUCCAGCGGUGCAGGCAUCGCGGCGCAUCUGUACAUGACUCGCUAUCUACUCCUGGCUCAUAACCAACAAACAGCACGUGUGAGAAGACUCACUGUUCUUUGGUUUCUUGAAACAUCAGAUCAAAUGAAGUGGGCGAAGGAAUAUCUUGACACCCUUAACGGUCUAGAUCCUCGAAAGAUUUUAACUAUAUACUUACUAUACCCCAAUGAAAGCGAAGGAACAGCAGAAGGCGAGUUUCCUAGCUCCAGAGUCCCUGAAGCGAGAAUGUACCCCAUAUCUGGCUCUCUUGACAUGGCCAUGUUUAUUGAGGGCGAAUGGAGUGCUGAAGCAGGGAAUAUGCUAGUGACAGUGUGCGGCACCCCCAAGUUCGAAAUGCGCGCGAGGCAAGCCGUCAGAGCCAGUUCUCAUCACAUCCACUUUCGGACGAGUAUCUACCUACCUGAUGAGACAUAUAUUAGUAAGAUGUCAGUAUCGCGGUACAGAUGA